CGGCGUGGCCGGGGCCGGGAGCGGGGCAGGAUCCCGGGAUCGGGAUGCGGGAAGCGGCCCGGGAGGCGGCCUGGCUGCCCGCAGCGACACCAUGCACCCGGCCCUGGCGGUGGGGCUGGUGUUCGGCGGCUGCUGCAGCAACGUGGUGUUCCUGGAGCUGCUGGCCAGGCGCUUUCCAGGAUGUGGGAACAUCGUCACCUUCUCCCAGUUCCUGUUCAUUGCCGUGGAAGGUUUCAUCUUCGAGGCCAAUUUUGGGAGGAAGAGCCCGGCCAUCCCAAUCAGGUACUAUGUGGUGAUGGUGGCCAUGUUCUUCACCGUCAGCGUGGUCAAUAACUACGCCCUGAACCUCAACAUCUCCAUGCCCCUGCACAUGAUCUUCCGCUCGGGAUCUCUCAUAGCCAGCAUGGCCCUGGGAAUCAUCAUCCUGAAGAAAAGGUACAGCGUGUCCAAAUACACUUCCAUAGCCCUGGUGUCCCUCGGGAUCUUCACCUGCACUUUCAUGUCUGCAAAACAAGUGGCCUCUGACUCCAGCCUGAACGAAGAGGAUGGACUCCAGGCUUUCCUGUGGUGGCUGCUGGGCAUCGCCGCCCUCACCUUCGCCCUCCUCACGUCGGCCAGGAUGGGCAUUUUCCAGGAGACGCUGUACCAGAGGUUUGGGAAGCACUCCAAAGAGGCCCUCUUCUACAACCACGCUCUGCCACUCCCUGGGUUCCUCCUGCUGGCUCCCGACAUUUACCGGCACGCCGUGCUCUUCAGCCAGUCCGAGCCGUUCCGGGUGCCGCUGCUCGGGCUGACUGUGCCGAUCAUGUGGUUCUACCUGCUGAUGAACGUCCUCACUCAGUACGUGUGCAUCCGGGGGGUGUUCACGCUGACCACGGAGUGCCCGUCGCUGACGGUGACGUUGGUGGUGACGCUGCGCAAGUUCCUGAGCCUCAUCCUGUCCAUCCUCUACUUCCAAAACCCCUUCACCGCCUGGCACUGGGCGGGCACCGCCCUCGUCUUCCUGGGAACCCUCCUGUACUCCGAGAUCUGGAACGGCAUCGGAGCCAUCCGUGCCCGGGGCAGGGCCAAGGAGCACUGACACCCCAAAAUUGGGGAGGGGACACUGGAGCAGUGACACAAACCCCAAAACUGGGGAGGGGACACUGGAGCAGUGACACAAACCCCAAAAUUGGGGAGGGGACACUGGAGCAGUGACACAAACCCCAAAAUUGGGAGGGGACACUGGAGCAGUGACACAAACCCUGAAGUUGAAGAUGGGACUUUGGAGCAGUGACCCCCCAAAACUGGGGAGGGGACUUUGGAGGAGUGACAUCCACCCCCCCCCCAAAAGUUAGGGAUGGGAAAUUGGGAGCAGGGAAUUCCCUCCCCCUUGAGGGGGGUGGUUUUUACAGGAAAGGGGGGCUGGCUGGGCCGAGCUCCCAAAAACUGGGCUGGAUCAUGGACAGACACAUCUUGGGGUUUUUUAAUACAACCCCUUUUUGCUUCCAGCUUUUCCUCCUGUUUUUUUUUUUUGGAUUGUUUUUUUGUGGUGUUUGGUUUUUGUUUUCCCAUUGGAAUGAGCCUUUGGAAGUCAAAGCUGACCUGGAUCUCUGUUGUUGGCUCUUCCCAUCUUGGAGCAGCUGGACCUGUUGGGUGCCAUCCUUUGACAUUCCAGAGGUUGAGCCUUGGAUCAGCUGCUGGAGCAGCACCUUGGGUUGUUCCAGUGGAAGUUUUCCAGUGGAAAUUCCAGGCCUGGUUGUUCCCUGAGUCCUUUGUCCCCUGUUCCUCCAAUCCUUGUUCCCUGAUCGCAGCACCUGUGCUGGGAGGGUGUUGGACACACCCAGAGCCUCCCAGUUCACCCAGUGGAUCCCGCCCUGGAAAACGGCUCGGGGGGUGAUUCCCAAGCUGCAGGAUCCCACCAGGAAUAGCAGGAUCCCAAAAACCCGCUGUGGGAAGAGUUCCCUCCAUCCCAUCCCGAGCCAUUGGGGGCUGAGGGGACCUGCAGCUCCAUCCUGGAAUCCCAAAGGAUUUUUCUCUUUUCCCAUCCCUUGGGAUCAGCUUUGCUGCGUUCCCAGCACUGCUUUGACCUCGAUCCCAAAAAAUCUGCUGUGGGAAAAGUUCAUCCCAUCCCAAGCCAUUGGAAGCUGAGGGGACCUGCAGCUCCAUCCUGGAAUCCUGAAGGAUUUUCCAGUUCUGUUUUUCCUGAGCCUGGAAAAAAACCCCUUUUUUAAGUGUCAAUCACGGGAUAUUCCCAAGGAUUUCGAGCUUCCCCUUCCAGUGGGUUGGUGGCUCCUCAAGGAUCCAGGGAGAGGCAAAUCCUUUAUCCCACUUUUUCCCCAUCAAAUCCACUCACCAAAAGCUUCAGCUCCACCCAGGAUGGGGGUGGGAAAAGCCACAUAAAUUUGGGAUGAGGAAAUUCCAGGGGGAGAGGUUUCAGAUCCCAGAAUUCCAAAUGCUGGGGUAGGGAUUGAGGGAUGUCCCAUCCUGGUGCUGCUCCCAGGAUUUUUUUGUUUGUUUUGGGAGCUUCCUGAAUAUUUAUCAUGGAUUGGGAGAAAUUUGGGAGAAAUUCCCUUCCUGCUGGAGGCAAAAUUAGGAUUUCAAUCCCCCCCUCUCCCAAAUAAAUGGGAUUUAUUGGGGUGAUUUAUUAGUGCUGAUUUAUUGGGGGGUGAUGGUUGCUGAUUAGGGGGUGGUUUUGUUGGGUUUAGGGGUAUUUUUAUGGAUUUAGGGGGAUAUUUUGGGGUUAUU
Myiozetetes cayanensis is the source of this 2727-nucleotide messenger RNA. It is a transcript of the gene SLC35B4, whose product is annotated as solute carrier family 35 member B4. NCBI's taxonomy places the organism in Eukaryota, Metazoa, Chordata, Aves, Passeriformes, Tyrannidae. The coding region runs from base 92 to 1081 and encodes 329 amino acids. The record is from RefSeq and is a predicted model, not a curated record. Gene Ontology annotation, biological process: transmembrane transport. Gene Ontology annotation, cellular component: Golgi membrane; endoplasmic reticulum membrane. The transcript is spliced from 10 exons. Gene Ontology annotation, molecular function: UDP-N-acetylglucosamine transmembrane transporter activity; UDP-xylose transmembrane transporter activity.